CGUAUUUGCUGCGGAUAUAUUAGACAAAGUUUGGGCAAGGCGCUUCAAAGUUAAAGCGGUCCUUGUAACAACUGUGCAUAUUUACAAGUCGCAUCAUUGCUGAACAAUAUGGCUUUCUUGCUUCCAUCUGUGUCCGUAUUCUUUGUCUUAAUGAUGAUGACAAAUCAAUAUGCCAUUUCUGUUAAUGCAGAGGCUACAAAUGAAGAACAUCACUCUGUUGUGAAACGAGCAAUUGUGUACGGCCGAGUGGCAUUUUCUGCCUACCUUUCAAGUCGCACGAUGUAUCUUGAUAAUGAAAAGAUCGUAUUUGAUUCCGAGGUAAUUAACGACGGAGAAGCCUAUGACAAAAGUUCCGGUAUUUUUACAGUACCGGCAACCGGCACCUAUCUUUUUGCUUUCCAGUUCGAGGACUGGUCCAACACUGACCAGCAAACGGCAUACCUGAUGGUGAAUGGAAAUAUAAUUUCAAGCGCCAUUAUAAAAACCUUAGGAAGAAGUACACAGGCGGGUAACACAGUCAUUGUCCAUCUUCACAAAAAUGAUAAUGUCUACGUGCAAGUCAACCUCGGACAAGUUUAUGGCUCUCCUACUGAACGUUACACCACUUUCUCGGGGUAUCUUUUGUAUUAAAAACAAUACAUAUUUUGUCAUAAGAUAUCUUUGGUAACUCUGUUAUAUGCACAAUAUCUAAGUUGAAAAACAAUAAUCUGAUUUGACAACUUGUCCAUAUGGUUUUUAGUGUUGCAUUUUUCUUUAAUUCUUGAUUCAAAUUAAGUGUCAAGCUAGCAGAGAUUUCGUUUUAUUACAAAUAAUUUGAAAUGCAUUAAUAUAGUGUUCAUAUACUUGCACUAAAUUUAAAUGUCUUGAUUCUAAUUGUUAUCAAAACGCAAGGUAAAAAUGUAAAAGCUAAAAGUUAAAUAAGUGUUGCUGUUCUAUCCGAUCAUUUAAAUUAUCAAAUGAAAUAUAAUGUACAAAAAUAUACUUAAAGAACACAUUAAUGACAAUAAAAUGACAUUGUAGUUAUAGUCAGAAAUCGGUCAGUAAUCAAUUACUUUAAUUCAACAAUCCGGACAACAAACGUAUGCCUAUACAUACUUCAAAUAUAAAAUUUUCUAACCACGCACGUAGUUAUAAUUUAUCGCCAAAAACAAAUAACAAAAAUGCAAAUGAUGCAGGCACUGUCUGUUUCAGCCCAGUAUUAAUAAGUUUCCAUCCACGACCUCUAAUACCAGCUUAAGCAGAAUAUAUAAACAUUGAUUAACCCUUUCUUUAUCCUGAAUUUAUUUCUAUCUCUUUCAGAACACGUUCGUUAGUUCAAUAUUGCAAGGUACAUCAUCAAAAUUAUUACAAGUCUCUAUAUGUGCCUGCCAUCAGCUCAGGAAUGUUGGAUAAAUCCCUUGAUUUUGUUGUUUCCUGUUUUCUGUUGUUUUUUGUUGUUGGUGGUGGUGUGAUGAUGUUGUUAACACCACUUAAAGAUUUACUUGACUUUGUUGUUGUUAUCUAUAUACCCAGUCUGUAAAACCACGAACCUGCUCAAUUAAUAACAAGAAAGACUGUUCCACCAGGUGUUGAGCUUUUUCAUACAUUACGGUUAGAAAAAUUAUAAGUUUUUAAGAGGGUUAGGAUUAUUAAUAAUCAUGCAGUUAUGAAUGUUUCUUUUGUUUGAGUAUCGUCGGGAACCCUUAAUUCGUUCAAAACCUUUACAAAGUCUCAACAGAUGUUUAUUAACAAAUUGGUUAUUUUUAAACAACAAAGUAAAAUUAAUAUAUCUGCCAAGUUUCGUCAACGUAAAAUGCUUGAAUCAUUAGUUGAAGUGUGAGAAUGCCAAGGGUAAUAAAACGUAGCUUCCUGUCUGUGGAAAUUGUUAUGCUGCAUCUGUUAGUAUGCUCAAUCUGUGUAGCAAAAUAUUCUGUGAUUUUUUUUUCAUAUCAAAUACAGAGACACCAUAAGCAAACAGCAAUGUAGGAAGCAAACAUGAGAAUUAUGUAUAGAAAAAUAUUACAGAAGUAGUCUGUGUGUGAAACACUUUGAAAGACAAACAUGGAACUGUUGUGCAUGUUUUACAGUUAUAUUUUACAGUUUAAUAUUUGGCCGCAUCGUUAAAUCACAUAUAAUACCAAUUAUAAGAAUAAUCGCUUAAGUUAGGCACGAGAACCUAUGUCAUGUGUCUUGAAUGUGUGUAUUUAAAAGUAUUGCUAGAUACGAAAGCUAUAUUCAUAUAAACAAAAAGCGUGACUGUCUUAAGUCUUAAAUAUAAUACAUAGAAAUGUGUUGUAAAAUAAUUUCCUGUGAAUAAAUGUUCUUAUCUUUUCAAAAAGAGUUUGUGUAACAAUACUAAUUAUGGCAAACAAGAUCAACAAGGAAUGGUGGCAUUCCAUAAACGCCUCACCAUCCGCACCCCCCAAAAAUGAGAAUACAUACGACGCUUCUAUCUUAUCUAAGCUUACCCCACAUUGCCGUGUCUGCCCGAUUAGAUAAAAAGAAGUACAUCAAAUAAGUAAAACAGGGAUCACUGGUUCCAUUCUCGGGCGAGACAAAAUUUCUCAGUAACAUUGUUCAUGUUUUAUUGUCAUUUGCCUCUCACUGCUGAUUCAUGUUGGAUUCGGGCACUUUC
Molecule: messenger RNA, 2614 nt
Organism: Ruditapes philippinarum (Manila clam)
Lineage: Eukaryota; Metazoa; Mollusca; Bivalvia; Venerida; Veneridae
Product: complement C1q-like protein 4
Exons: 3
Coding region: 109-630 (173 amino acids)
Molecular function (GO): protein binding
Source: RefSeq, a predicted model, not a curated record